AUGUGGGAAUCCACUGAAAUUGCUGUGACAGUAGUAACGUUAGUGCUUAUCAUCACAAGCAUCGCCGGAAACUCUUUUGUUUGUGCCGUUAUUAAGAAGAAUCGAGACAUGAGGUAAAUACACGGUCGCCUUGUAGAAAGCUAUGGAGUGAUACUUUCAACUCCCCUUAGCCACUUGAUGCCACUUUAUUGUCAUUUACGCGUCCAACUGAUGAAAAGAAAGGCGAACAACUUAAAAAUAAACAUUAGCCUACGAAAACAUCCGUUUCUCCUCGCUCUUCGCCGCUGGGGACGUUUCGAAACGUCCCCAGUGGCGAAGAGCGCGGAGAAACGGAUGUUUUCGCAGGCUAAAUAAAUAGUAGGUAAUCCCAAUAUAUGGAACCCCAGAUUUUUCGAAACUCUCACCAAACCUAUCUUCAUUUCGCCAAUCAAUCACCUUUUAUAACUUUACUCCCAAUUUUUUAUUUUAUUUUAUUUAUUUAUUUAUUUUUUUUUGGGGGGGUGGCUGAAAAUUGUGGUUGCUUCCUUUCCAAUCUUUCGCCUCUUAUCGCCAUUUUCGAUAAAUGCCGUAAUAGACCACGUUACAAUGCGUUGAGUAACUUUACGAUUUCAUUUCACAGAAAUCCCAUAGAUUACUUACUGGUGAACCUCGCGGUAGCGGAUAUCAUCUAUACAACGUCCAGUUUAGCAGGCGUGGUGUUGGGACACACUAACGGUCAUCCAGGGGGAGUGAGUGGCAAGGUGUUUUGUAUAGCACAGGGAACCAUUGCAUGGGUUGGGGCUUUUUCUUCAGUCUUAACUCUGGUUGCUAUUGCCACGGAACGAUACUUCAGCGUUAUAUACUAUGUUGGCGGCAAAGGAAAAUUUACCAUGCGAAGACUGAAGGUAUGUUGCAGUUUCAACACCCAACAAUAAGGCAUCGCUGUAUGGUAAAUACAUAACAAAGAUAAGUAAGUAAGCUGAAAAAAAAUUCAAAGAAUGAUCAUUCAACUCAAAUCAGGAAUAUAAGUUAGCAUUAGCAGCGCAUAAGGAAAUAGGGAAAAUAUAAGAAUCCCUGACCAAAUGCAACAAAAUGUACUGAAGUGAAUUACCGUAGAGUAUCUAUGAAUAUGGCUAUAUUCUAACUAUACCGGAUAUCCGGUAUAGUAUGAACAGCAAUGGCAGACAACUAAAACAAGUCUUUCACACACAUGGAACAUCAUGCCUUAGCUUUUGGCCGAGAGGGUUUAGUGAACUAAAUCGUAGUCUUCACUACUGAAUAUUUACUUCCGUCUCAAUCCAGUCCUCGCUGCUACUUUUUCACUUGUGGCACAGAACGCUUCACUUUGGAGAACGGCGUGGCACAGUACAAAGUAAAAGCUUUGUAAAUAAAUGAAAAUGUAAAUUCUUAGCAGAGUUCGAUUUAACCUAAUGUUGUUUUUAUAUUCCAUUCCUAGAUCAUUAUACCUUGUUUUUGGGUCCUUUCUUUAUUUUUGCAAAUCCCGGGAGUUACAAACAUGGCAUUAGACAAUGAAUUCAGAAAACGCGAAUCAAAGUUCUGCACCGAGAGGCAGCCUUCCUACAAAAAUUGGCUACGCAAAGGUUCUUUUUUCUUAUGGUUUUCCAUGGUUGUUAUUUCGAUUGCGGUGAUGAUUGGGUUAUAUUCCAGAGUCGUGUACUUCUUGUGGACCAGGAGCAACAACGUUGAACUCACACAUCGACAGAAGGUAGGUUUUUGUCACAUAUCAAAACCUUAAUACAUAGAAAAACUUAGGCUUAAGCUCCUCUGAUGAGAUUUAGUGGAGCUUAUGCAAUAUUCUUUCUGAUUAUACUUCUGUCUUAAUAGCUAGACUGAUUUUACUUUCCCUUGAAACAGAUAGCGGAGUACUACGCACUGUCUGCUAGAUUCACAUUCCCAAUAACGCACCUUGUUUUCCCCAAAUAUUUUGCCAAAGUUUGUUUUCAGUCUUUUUUUUAAGGUUCGGUCGCCAAUCCCAAGAAAAAUUGAAAACGAUGUCAUGCAAAAGUUUGUGGGGGAAAACAAAUUGCUUUGUGGAAAUGAUAUUUUCUUUUGUUUACUUGUUAACUAUUUGGUUCUGUUUGUUCGAUACUGUUCCACGGUUUGAUUAAGAUAUAUCUAUAAGUAAGAUAAUACUUAAAAAAUGUUUUUUUUUUAUUAUUCAAAUAUGUACCAAUCCCAAUCGGAAAAUGGUCGACGACACGCCUUGUUACAGAACUGAUAUUCAAACAUUACUCAAUGGUAACAGAGGUUAAGGUUAAGCUCGUGGGAGAAACCUACCUAUGAAUAAAUUCAAAAGGCAAAAUUUUGCUGACGCUGUUUCUUUUAAAAGGCCUAUAUAUCGGCUGUAUUAGAGGUGAUUUAGGUAAAAUUUAACACAGAAAUUUUGGAAUGACGGAGGUUUAGGAAGGUUGUUUUAUAUUUGGUAGAUCGCACUUAAUGCUGUAAGCCACACUUGUACCAAAUUGAUCUCCUCACUCGAAUUUGUAACUAUCUUAUAUAAUGUUACACCUUAUACUAUAUGGACUGUCCGCAACAUACAGGUCCACAAACGUGGAACUGUCAAUCUACAGAAUUUCUCACGUCUACUUACCAAAGAGCGUUUUAGCAUUAAAGAGUUUGGUUAUUCUUAUAAAUAUAAAAACUUAUAUGCCUUCUCCCAGUCUUGGGCCCGCAAUGACGUUUUACGUUCGCUCAGUGGUAAACAUCUAGUGCAUUUGUUGAAACUUAGUCCUCUUACUAGCCUAGUCCCUGACGUCGUAACAUCCUAGUAUCCAUCAAUUAGUUUCUCAUACAAAUUUGUAACAUCAGUUGCCCAUUAGAAAUGAAAAUAAGUGGGAUGGGCAGUCGCCCUCUUGCCUGGGACUAUGCCAGCUGAUGAGUAAUAAUGAGGACGAAACAGCUCUUCAUGGCUGACACUGCCGGGGUGAUAUGGUUAUGCGCAUGCGUAAGGUAAUGGCCAUAGAGCGGAGUUGGUGCUUCAGUGCAGAAAAUGGUAUUGGAGACUACCUUGCCUGUGAGCGGGCUUGUGCUUAAUCCAGAAAAAUUUUUGCCGCCAUCGCGCCAGGAAAAGUGAGCCUGCACGCGGGCUAUUGAUUUUUCAGUUUCGCCCCUUUCGUUGUGUCGAUACUAUCCAAUAGGAGCAAAGCAAAUGUAAAGAUAAUGACAGGAAGUGGCACGUGCAGAUGUUAUACUCAAAUGCAUCAGAGGUUACUUUUCCUCACGCGAGGGGCCGCCAAAAGCUAGCUCGCACAAGUGAGCCUUCUUGCAGGCUAGAGGCAACCAGUUGGCCAUUUACAAGCGUGGCCGAGGAUCUAAACUGGAGACGACCGAGAGCAAAUCCAGCAUGUGGGUAGAGUUGGACUCGAACCCGGGACCGCCGAAUUGCAAGCCCAAAACGCUGACCACUCGGCCACGCUGCCUCCUCCAGAGGCGAGUAUGCGAGGCGCCAGGCAGACUGUCUAGCGCGAUAGGCGCACUUAGCUAGAGCAAUGCUGGCCGACACAGUCCCAAGGUAUAUCUUGCUUCUUUACAAAGUGUUUUUCUGCAACAGCGAAUGUUGCUACAACCUGUAAAUGUGUUUUUUAUUUCUUACGCAGGGUGUGCUGAAGGUACGAAAGCGAGUGACCUUAAUGAUUAUAACAGUCAGUGCCAUAUUUGGUAUCACUUGGCUCCUUGAUAUAAUGAUACACACCGUCGAGGAAACAACCAGCCUUAAGUUCAGUUCCGUCGUAUUUCCUAUUGUUCACACCAUCAUCAUGUUCAACUGCGCAGUCAAUCCAUUUGUUUACGCGCUGAUCAACCAACGAUUCCGAGAAAAGAUGAAGAGAAUGCUGUACUGCAGUUCACGCUUAUUGGAAUCAGAGGACUCUCAAACUCUCAAUCGCAUAGCAUCGAGUUAGUCAACAAAAGUAAUCACUCAGCCAAGGGCUUAGAAAAAGAAAAGGGAGAAACUGGAUAGCUUCUACAGAAACUUUGGUUUAUUAUAAUGAAAAUUAAUGAUGUAACAUACAGUGUAAGAAAAUCAGGCAAAAUAGAUUAAUAAUGAGAAUGGUAAUUAUUUGAAAAAUCUUGUCCCAGAAAGCAGUUCUACCUUCUACCUACCUAAAAAAAAAAACCCUCCCAUAUUUGAGCCCCAAGUGCAUCAACAUUAACAAACGAUAUUAUCACUCUAAUAAGUUUAUCUCAAUGCUUAUCUUAGCUAACGCUGUUCAAAUGAAAAUAAAAUUUGCGAAAAACAACCACAAAUGGUGAGAGAGACUUGCCAGUAAAUACGAAGAUAACGAAGUUUGCCAAUAAAUGAUUAUUACACUGGAAGCCAUAUUUUGUAUACUCGUAAGUCUCUUAUGACUUAAAUAGGUUGAAAGAAGAAUAAUAGAAAGCUUUAGAAAAAAAAGCUCUAGAUGAGAAUCAAACUGACGACCCUCCGAACUCUAGUUCGAAUGCUCUAACCACUGACCUACGGAGGCUCAACUGCAAGUACGGUGAAAAUUCAAUUAUAACUAGCAGAACCCAGUCACAGAGGACUGUAUCGGGUACUUGCUCGAAAUCGGCCGUUUACUAGCGUACAAGACCAAGACUGUAAAAUAUAAUUUUUAGAAUUCUAAGACCAGAGAGCUCAGAAAAAAUUUCUAGUUCCAGGUGAAAAUCGGCGAACUCACCACCCUCCGAGUUCUAAUUCGGAUGCUCUAACCACUAAGCUACUGGAGACACUAUGGCGAGCAGGGUCGAAAUUUAAUUAUAGCUACACCAGUCGUAGAAAACUGUAUCGAGGACUGGCCCGAAAUAGGCCGUCCACCAGCGGCUAAGACAUAGACUGUACAAGACAAUUUGGAAGAAUGUUAGUACUGUUGGAAAACUGGAAUUGAAUCCAUAAAGGAGACCAAACAGUAGAUAGAUCAAUCUUUAUUUGAAUCUUUAGUAGUUACAAAGCCAUACGGUAACACUCUGCUGUAACAUAACAAGGAGCUUUAGCAACCACGAUGGCGACGACAGCAACGAGAAAGGGAAAGUCAACAAAGCAACUUUUGAAAAGCUUUGCACGAGCAUCACAAUUUCUUAUUCCAUGAAAACGUGAGACUUUCUAAUUUCACGUUUUAUGGAGUACGAAUCACAACACAAGGAUUUUUUUUCAGAAUUUGGGUACAGUCCUUUAGAAUUCGAGACAAGAAAAUUUCGCCAACAUUUGAAAAACGUGCAAAACAAGGAUAAAUAAAAGCGAUUGAAACUGAAAGUGUACUUACUUUUCAAGUGACGUUUUCACCGCCGAUAAUUGCUUGAUCUCCAUAAGAGCCUUAUAACAAGACCCUCGGUAAAGAAUAUCUACCUAAUAUAACUUUUUCCCUGAAAAAAUAGCUAGGACUUCAAUUUGUCGAGGAAAAUGAAGUUACACGUACGCACAAAGAGAUUUCAAAGAUUUUAAGGGGUUUUCCCUCUUUCUUUUACUGGUACAAACUGUGUAUAAGUUUUCGCCUGUGAACCUGGUGCCCUAAAGAGUCCGUCUAGGAAGUCGAGCAGACUUUGCAAGAAUCGGUAAAAACAAAAAACAUGUUAAGUUUGUCACCUUUUGACAAUGCGGUACAUUAUUUAUUUCUGGAGCUAUUAGGGGCCAUGAAAUUUUGAUUCCGCGCGUAAGUACAUAACGCAAUGCAAUGGCGCACUUGUGAAAACAACUUUAACUUUUGAAACGAUAUCUGACAAACUAUAAAUUUGACUGUUCAUAUAUAUUUUGAGUAAAAUCCACUGGUUAUUACCCAACUAUAGCAAAAUAAGAACAAGAAACAACAGUUUAGCUUAAGCAAUGAAACAAAUUAAUGUAUCUGAGGCAAGAUCCGCUCAUAAUAGAUUUAAUGACUUGUCUUUAUAAUGGCAUAUGAAGGGAUGUAGUUAUUACUGCCUCUAUCUUCCUAUUAAGGAGUCCGGUGGCGUGUGAACGUAACCUAAGUAGUUGCUGUCGUGUUUGCUUAAGCUCCACAAUAGCCUUGUAAGAAGAUCCUAUGAAAACGAUAUUUAGCUGGUAUAAUUUUCCCCUGAAAAAAAGGUAAAAUCAAACCAAAAAUUAAAAAAUGUCCAUUUUGUGACAAUGCAAUAAAUUAUGUAUUUCUUGGAGCUUUUUGAAAAUUUAGGGGCCAUGUUUCCCCGCGUAGUUACACAACGCGAUUCAAUGGAACAAUCAAGAAAACAACUUUAAAUGGGGAAAAAACAUCUCGCAAACUUAAAAAUUUACUAUUCAUACAUGUCUUGAGCACAAUCCACUGGUUAUCACGCAACUAUAGCCAAAAUAAGAACAACAAACACCAGUUACAGAUUAAACAAUUAACGAAAUGAGUAUGUCUGAUGCAAAGAUCCACACAUAAUGGUUUUAAAAUCCUUGUAUGUAAAAUGACAUAUGUAGGGAUGUAGUUAUCGCAGCCUCUUCCUUCCUUUUUGUAAUAAUUGUGUAAUUUAGCAAAUUGUCCCUCAUUUUAAUGGAAGACAGUGCGCGAAGUUGGUGCCAUCCUUGACUAUCAGGUAACUUCUCUUAGUUGCUACUUCUCGUCGUUUGAUGAUUAACCCAGAUUACUUAGUAAAAGCAACGCUUAGCGCGCGGAGACCCCUUUUUAAAGAAUUAUUACCGUUACACUACAAUUUCUUUGCAAUUGAUGUCGACGUUUUUCUUUCAUCCAAACGUAGGUACGAACAUGUAUAAUCGGACAACUUAACACAUUUGGGUUUGGUCAAACUUUUCAAGCGUGACUCAUGCGUAAAACGUUUUACAUUCUACAAGAAUGUAAAAGCAACGUAGCGCGCGGAGACCCCUAUUUAAAGAAUUAUUACUAUUAUUAUCAAAUGCAUCAGAGGUUACUUUUCCUCACGCGAGGGGCCGCCAAAAGCUAGCUCGCACAAGUGAGCCUUCUUGCAGGCUAGAGGCAACCAGUUGGCCAUUUACAAGCGUGGCCGAGGAUCUAAACUGGAGACGACCGAGAGCAAAUCCAGCAUGUGGGUAGAGUUGGACUCGAACCCGGGACCGCCGAAUUGCAAGCCCAAAACGCUGACCACUCGGCCACGCUGCCUCCUCCAGAGGCGAGUAUGCGAGGCGCCAGGCAGACUGUCUAGCGCGAUAGGCGCACUUAGCUAGAGCAAUGCUGGCCGACACAGUCCCAAGGUAUAUCUUGCUUCUUUACAAAGUGUUUUUCUGCAACAGCGAAUGUUGCUACAACCUGUAAAUGUGUUUUUUAUUUCUUACGCAGGGUGUGCUGAAGGUACGAAAGCGAGUGACCUUAAUGAUUAUAACAGUCAGUGCCAUAUUUGGUAUCACUUGGCUCCCUGAUAUAAUGAUACACACCGUCGAGGAAACAACCAGCCUUAAGUUCAGUUCCGUCGUAUUUCCUAUUGUUCACACCAUCAUCAUGUUCAACUGCGCAGUCAAUCCAUUUGUUUACGCGCUGAUCAACCAACGAUUCCGAGAAAAGAUGAAGAGAAUGCUGUACUGCAGUUCACGCUUAUUGGAAUCCAGAGGACUCUCAAACUCUCAAUCGCAUAGCAUCGAGUUAGUCAACAAAAGUAAUCACUCAGCCAAGGGCUUAGAAAAAGAAAAGGGAGAAACUGGAUAG
Porites lobata is the source of this 7589-nucleotide messenger RNA. The record is from the annotation of a GenBank genome assembly. Lineage: Eukaryota; Metazoa; Cnidaria; Anthozoa; Scleractinia; Poritidae.